GGGGCAGAGUGGCGCCAGCGCUCCGGCUGAGGGACCGGCGGCUGCAGGGACCGUGCGUGGGGGACCUCUGAUGUGGGCACUGCCGGGGAACUUGUCAAAUCUGCUGUGUCAGGAAGAGGACUGAUAUUCAACAAUCCUUCACCUCCUGCAGGGGAGUUGGUACGGAGAGUGUGUGAUGUGAGUUGCCGGGAGCUGCUGCGGUGCUGACAGAGAGCCGGGAAUGGCGGAGGAGCGGGGGGUGGUGAAGGACACGGAGGCCAGUGACGUGAGCCAGCAGACCUUCCUGGUCAACCUGUACAAGUUCAUGAAGGACCGGGGCACACCCAUCGAGAGGAUCCCACACCUGGGAUUCAAGCAAGUGAACCUCGCCACACUCUACAAGGCAGUCGAGAAGCUGGGUGGUUAUGAAGCGGUCACAACAAGUCGCCUCUGGAAGAAUAUCUACGACGAGCUGGGGGGCAACCCUGGCAGCACCAGCGCUGCCACCUGUACCCGACGGCACUACGAGAGGCUAGUGUUGCCUUACGAGCGUCACCUCAAGGGGGAGGACGACAAACCGCUGCCGGUCUGCCAGCCUCGGAAACAGUACAAGGUGAUCAAGGCCAAGGACGGGAGGGGAGCUGGUGCCGAGGUGAAAGAACAGAGCAGUAAGCGGAAGGCAGCGAGGGACGGCGUGCAGCGAGGCGGCAGGAGCCACGGGGUAUCCCCCCCAGCGGACGCCGAAGAUGCGGGGAGGGGGCAGAGCGAGGGAGCGCCCCGGGAGCUCCCCGAAGAGCGCAAGUGCCCGGGCGCGGAUGGAGCGCCGCCGGCGGAGAAGGGCGGGGGCAGGUCGCCGGGCCGAGCCGGUGAGGAGGGGUGGGGAGCGGGCGGCCUGGGGGAGGAGGGCCGGCCUCUCCCCGCCUCCAGGAGGGAGCAGGACAUCAUAUCGCCCCUGGCCAAGAAGAAGAGGUUCGUGGCCGAGGCGGCCCCCAGCCCGGCCAGACCGUCGGUCAUCCGGCCGGCGCCCUCCGCCCCCCCGCCCCACCUCUACGCGGGCCGGGAGGAGGAGGCGGCAGCUGCCGGAGAGGUCCGGAGCCGGGGCUGCGACCUGCCGCCCGCCCCUCGCUGCCUCACCGGCCUCCAGAACGUGGUGAAGCCCCUCCUGCACCUCCCCGCCAAGGGUAGCCCCUACUCCUGCUGCCGGGGCUUCAGGGACCCGGGGGGCUUCGGCCUCCCCCCGGACAAGGGGGCGAGACGCCUCAGCAGGGCGGGGGAGCGCGGCGCCGACCUCCGCCUGCCCCGGGCCGCCGGACAGGCGCCCUGGACCCCCGACUGCAAGGGCGAGGCGCCGAGGAUGGGGCCGUCGGCCGCCCCCUCCCUGGAGACCCCCCACCCCAAGGCGUGCUGGGUGCCCCCGCUCAGCGUGGCCCUGCCGCGGAAGGUGCCGGCCAAGCGGCCCAAGGUGGACGGGGGCGUGGGUCACCCGCGGCCGGGGCCGGACGGCCGGCCGAGGGAGGGCGAGGCUCCCUCCGGCAGGAAGCUCCGCGUCGUCUCGCCCCUCCACCUGGGGAAGGACAGGGGGGAGGUGGAGGGGGAGGGCAAGGGCUUGAAGCCCCCUCUGCCCCCCGUGCCCGCCUGGCUGCUGGCGGCGCCCAGCGCCCCGAACCCCGCCCUGAGCGACCGCUUCCCGGCCAGCUACCUGCUCCCGGUCAAGGAGCAGACCCUCUACUCCUCCCUCAUCCCCUCGCUGGCCCUCAACUCCUUCAUGGUGCCCGCCGUGCCCGGGGACGGUGUUGGGGCUCCGGGGCAUCCCCUCGACCUCUACAAACAUCUGGCCGCCGGCUCCUCCUACGAGAACUUCCUCCGGCACAGACUCUAUCCGCUGGCCGCCUGCUGCCCCGCUCCGUACCUCCCCGCCUUCCACGUCCGACCCCAGCUAUAGCACCGAGCUGGGCCCUUCCCUCUGGCCCGGAUCCAGGGAGUGUGUGGACCCGACCUCACAGGCCGCCUCGCUCCCAUGGCUCUCGCUUGGUCAAUGGCCCGGGUCGAGCAGAAGGAACGCGGUGGUCUUACGGAAGCGGCCCGGAUCCAUCUUCUGUGUAAAUAGUUGAAGCAAACGCGGGGGCUCGGCCUCUGCAGGCAGGACCUUCCCCAGGACGUGGUGGUCGCCCAGGAGGGAGUUGGCGCCUCCCCAUCCCCAGGAGAAGACGAUGAACUGUUGACCAAACGUGGACUUUUUUCUGCUCCGGGGGGGAAGCAAAGCCGAGAGGCGAAGUCUGACCGGUGAGAGAUGGAGAAGUCUUGGUGUUCAGAAGGGACGCGGGGCCCUAGAGAAUGCGUGUGUUGGUCUUUAUUGGAAGAGGAUUCGAAAUCAAGAGUUAAAACGUCUUACGGAAUUUAUAUAGCGCCCUGGUGUGACCACGUCCGGAUCCCGCGGUCUCCCUUCCCAAGGAAGGUUGGGGGAAUGGGUUCGGGGGGAGGGAAUGAGAUUUGGUCCAUAAUGUGUUGCCUUGUGGUCUCUCAUUCUGCCGGGCUCGCUGGGUCAGGCGCAGAGAUGACGGUUGUCCCGGCUGGGGUCCCAGGUCAGACUCUUAAACCAAGGGGUUAGUCCUUCAGGACAGAAGAGAUUUCUUCCCCCCGAGAGAGCGAACCUUUGGCAUUCACCAUGCUCCGAGUUUUGGGCCUUAAAGUGAAUCGAGGGACGUGGGUUCGUGCAGGGAGGAGCUGAGGGAAAAUUCCGGCUGUGUGAACGGGGGCCGGUCACCUGCUCCUAAACUUGUUUCCCGCACAAAAGAAGACACAACUCAUUUAACGCAUGCGCGCACACAGCUGUAUUGAUGGUCAAACAUCUGGAAGUCGGGAACCGCAAGACGCCGGUCCACCUCGGCUCGGUUUGCUUUUCAGUCAGUUUAAUCGGUAUCUCCUGUCGCAUUGACCCCUCCCCCUCGGAUUAACGGCAUAAAACACCAUCUCGUCAUUGACAUCUGCUGUAAGAGGGAUCUUGCUGUGCCGAAAUCAGCAGGUCGCGUUAACCAGGUUCUAACGUGGAGCACACCUCUGGACUAUCUCAUUGCCUGUAGAACAUUCUGAGACCGUGAACGGUGCAGUGCGUCGUAUUUACUGUCUCUCUCUCUCCCUCGGGUGAGUGAGCAGAGGUGUCUCUAUCAAGAUCUGGAGUAUUGAAGCACAACUGGUGUCUGUAUCACCUCUGAAAGAGGCGUUUAUUUACUGUGACUAAAUGAACCGCAACGUUUGGUUUGUAUUCUUGCUCUUGGGUGAUAAAGGACCAACAUUCCACCAGACCUUGGUUCAUUUCUUGUUAUCCCGGUAAACUAUAUUUUAGUGAUCUGUGCCCAU
Molecule: messenger RNA, 3336 nt
Organism: Pristis pectinata (smalltooth sawfish)
Lineage: Eukaryota; Metazoa; Chordata; Chondrichthyes; Rhinopristiformes; Pristidae
Product: AT-rich interactive domain-containing protein 5A-like
Exons: 7
Coding region: 221-1921 (566 amino acids)
Biological process (GO): regulation of transcription by RNA polymerase II
Cellular component (GO): nucleus
Molecular function (GO): transcription cis-regulatory region binding
Source: RefSeq, a predicted model, not a curated record